AUGAUGGUGAUCUUCCAGAAUAAGAUCAUCUACAUGCCUUCUAUGCCACCAUUCUCGCGACAAGAGAAGAUUGCCGACUAUGAACAAGUAUGCCGGCCAAUCGUCUGGGAAGAGCAAAGGAUUAAGUCUCUAGAUGGAGUGGAGAUUGCAAUAUGUGUCGGGCGUAACGUGAUGCGGGCUGAUGAGAAGGAAGCCAAGGAAGUGAGGAGGACGGAAGACGUUGUGAUAUUGUACUUUCAGGGAUUAAUUGAUGUGCGAGUUAAUAAUGAUAGUAGAAAUGGGUCUUCGAUCCCACCUCGUCUACCUCAACUAUCAGCUGUGUUGAAAGAGUUGGGUGAUAGAACAUACACACUCGUUGCGGUCUCGUAUAGAGGAUUCUGGACCUCUCGUGGCCGGGCUUCCCAGCGUGGAAUCGAGCGUGAUGCAAUCGCUGCCUUGAACUGGACUCGACAAACAUACCUCCAUCCAAACACCUGUCUUGUCUUCUGGGGCCAAAGUAUAGGGGCAGGGGUGGCCACUUUUCUCGCAGCGUCAGACCACCACUGGCACCAGGGCUUCUCGAAACAGUCAAAACCACCGGCUUUGAUACUUGAGACACCCUUUGUAAGUAUACGAUCAAUGUUAUUAGCCCUUUACCCGCAACGCUGGCUGCCAUAUCGCUAUCUCGGCCCAUUCCUACGAAAUUGGUGGGAUUCAGAGGGAGCCAUUCGCUCAAUGCAAAUUACUAGGGCAAAGAAGGAAAGAAGAAAGGUCUUGAUCAUCUCGGCGGAUAAGGAUGAGCUGGUUCCUGCUGAGCAGGCUGACAUUAUAGAAGAACUAUGUAGUAAACAUGAGAUGGACGUAUCUCGAACGAGAGUUCGAGGUGCUUUGCACACCGAAGCCACCUUUCGAGGAGAUGGGAGGAAUGCGGUGGUGGCUUUUUUGAAACGAGUAAUAUAG
Messenger RNA from Microsporum canis CBS 113480, 939 nucleotides. RefSeq lists its product as hypothetical. The transcript is spliced from 2 exons. Lineage: Eukaryota; Fungi; Ascomycota; Eurotiomycetes; Onygenales; Arthrodermataceae. The coding region runs from base 1 to 939 and encodes 312 amino acids. Gene Ontology annotation, molecular function: palmitoyl-(protein) hydrolase activity. The record is from RefSeq and is a predicted model, not a curated record. Gene Ontology annotation, cellular component: membrane.